CAAUACAUCCCGCCUAGAGACGGGAAUGGAAAGUAGUAACCCGGCCGCCCGCGUCCUCCGUUCCCCAGUCUUCUUCACGCCGGCUCUAUAGAAAGCAGCAAAGCAACAGAGCGCCCCCAUCGAUCCAUUUUUUCACCCUCCUCCCCUCACGCGCUCCAUCGACGAACCUAGCACGAAUCUCGUCCCAUGGACGCAGCUGGCGCCGGCUCCUCCUCCAAGCCUACCCCCACCAGGCCUCGUCUCGCUGUGCGCAUUCGUGGGCGGCCUUCAUCAAUCCUGUCGCGGGCAGACCCCGCUGAAUGGCGGUCCCGUCCCGCAGUAUCAUGGACCGUGGAGAACAUCUAUGAGGACUUCUCUGGCCGCCGCAGGGCGCUCGUCGGAGCCCUCACCCAAGAUCAGGAAAAAUUAUAUGAUUUAUUGUGCGAGGAAGGUAAGGAGCGAAUGUGCUUGUACGGGUACCCGGACGGGAAAUGGAGUUUGACGCUGCCUGAGAAGAUGCUGCCGCCGGGCCUGCCAGAGCCGAAACUAGGCAUCAACCCCAGGCCAGAAUAUAUGAACCGUUAUGACUACCUGUCAUACGUCGUCCGCCACUCCGACUCGUGGCUCAUGGGCGUCGCCUUAUUCUUGACUACUCUUCUCGACGCCAAACAAAAGAUGCGAUUAUUUGAUAUGGUGAACAAGAUAUCAACUGUCCAUGACGAAUUCUACCUCUCUUAUGGUACUUCUUGGAUAUUGACAUUUGCACCACCAUCUCGAGACAUAGCGCCCAAUGUAUACAAUCCAAACAGGGAUUCGAGCGCACCAGCUCAAGAGAACAUGUACAAUCCAGACGUAGACUCUAUCACACCUGCUGAAGUAAACAUGCUACCAUAUCAAGACUCGAUGCAAGGUUUGUCUGCUCCAAACAAGGGCUCUAGGAAGCCUGCUGAAGAGAAAGGAAAGGAUCAUGAAGCUACAGACUUUUGCGGAGUCUGUAGCGCUGCGUAUCAUGCAAAUGCCUUUUGGAUUUGCUGUGACAUAUGUGACCAGUGGUUCCAUGGCAAAUGUGUGAACAUAACUGCCUCUGAAUCAAAACAUCUCAAAGUAUUCAAAUGUCGUGACUGCAUCCUGGACGAGAUCGGAGAGUAGGAUACAAUACAUGCACCCUUCCUUUAUUGUAGGGUAUGCAAUCACCCUUUGUAUGAAAAAUGCGAAACUGCAAAGGUAGUGUGAGAGGCAUUGCAUUCUUUUUGCAUUUCAUUGGAGCCGGAUAUAAUUACAGAGUUCAUUUUACAAUGUUAACUGGAUAAUGCAAGACAUUUAGUUUUUUUUAAAGGAAAAGUAUGUUUUUCAUCGAAGAUGUAGCACUCACAUGUUGCACGAUUCAUGGU
Hordeum vulgare subsp. vulgare (domesticated barley) is the source of this 1370-nucleotide messenger RNA. Its product is annotated as PHD finger protein ALFIN-LIKE 3-like. Gene Ontology annotation, molecular function: transcription cis-regulatory region binding; histone binding; transcription coregulator activity. Gene Ontology annotation, biological process: regulation of DNA-templated transcription. The transcript is spliced from 4 exons. Gene Ontology annotation, cellular component: nucleus. The record is from RefSeq and is a predicted model, not a curated record. Bases 187 to 1128 code for a protein of 313 amino acids. Lineage: Eukaryota; Viridiplantae; Streptophyta; Magnoliopsida; Poales; Poaceae.